Messenger RNA from Mastomys coucha (southern multimammate mouse), 1125 nucleotides. RefSeq names its product zinc finger protein 58-like. The transcript has 2 exons. Gene Ontology annotation, biological process: negative regulation of transcription by RNA polymerase II. Gene Ontology annotation, molecular function: DNA-binding transcription repressor activity, RNA polymerase II-specific. Lineage: Eukaryota; Metazoa; Chordata; Mammalia; Rodentia; Muridae. The record is from RefSeq and is a predicted model, not a curated record. The annotation marks the transcript as partial.
CUUAUACAAUCUCAUUUACUUUUCCUACAAACAGGUCUUGCUGACUCUAAGCCACAGCUGGUGACAUUUCUGGAGCAAAGACAAGGGUCCACCGGUGUGAAGAGACAAGCAGUAAAAACAGUGUUCCCAGGAAUAACACCCAGUGAUCCUAACCAUUACAGCAAGCCCACUAAUUGUAAAUCACUCUUUAUUAAACGAAGAAGAAUUAAUAAAGGGGAGAAACCUUACAAGUGUGAAGAAUGUGGUAAGCCCCUUAGUUCUCGCUUAACGCUUUCUAUACACCAGAGACUCCAUACUGGUGAUAAACCCUACAAGUGUGAAGAGUGUCAUAAAUCCUUUAGUAGUCGCUCAUCACUGUUUAUACACCAGAAGAACCAUACUGAUGAAAAAAACUUCAAGUGUGAAAACUGUGGCAGAUCAUUUUACUAUCCUUCAAUGCUGAAGCAACAUCAAAGAAUUCAUUCUGCAGAGAGACCCUACAAGUGUGAAAAAUGUGACAAAGCUUUUUAUGAACCUUCAUUCCUUAAGUGUCAUCAAAGAACUCAGUGUGGGAAGAAAUGCUAUAAGUGUGAAGAAUGUCACAAAGCCUUUCGUUAUAGCUCAACCCUUAGCACACACAAGAGAGUUCAUACUGUAGAGAAACCUUAUAAAUGUGAAGAGUGUGGUAGAUGUUUUAGUGCAUCUACAUCCCUUAAUCAACAUAAAAAUAGCUAUUGCAAAACUAAUCCCCAUACCUGCCAAGACUGUGGCAAAUCUUUUCCAAAUUAUUUGAAACUUAGACGACAUCAAGUGAUCCAUUCUGAAUAUAAUCCCCACAAGUGUGAAAAAUGUGACAAAAGGUUUUCCUGUUCUGCAAGUCUUAGGAAUCAUCAAAAAGUUCCUUGUGGAGAGAGAACAAAUCAGUGUCAAGAAUGUCACCAAACCUUUAAAUAUCAUUCAGCCUUUUUGAGACACAAGAGCAUUCAUACAAGAGAGAAAUCCUAUCAGAGUGAAGAUGUGGUAUGAUGGUUUCAAUAUGCUUGGCCCAAGGAGUGGCAUUGUUAGGAGGUGUGGCCUUGUUGGAGUAGGUGUAUCAUUGUGGGCGUGGGCUUUAGUACCCUUGUCCUAGCUGCCUGGAUGCCAGUC